Molecule: messenger RNA, 813 nt
Organism: Hansenula anomala
Lineage: Eukaryota; Fungi; Ascomycota; Saccharomycetes; Phaffomycetales; Wickerhamomycetaceae
Exons: 1
Coding region: 1-813 (270 amino acids)
Source: RefSeq, a predicted model, not a curated record
AUGGCAAACUUCAUUCUACAAAUCAAACAACAGCAUUUGUCCCAUUCGGCAAAGAUCAAGAUUGAUAACUUGAUCAAUGAUACAAUCAUCAACAACGGUGGCAAUAACAACAAGAAUGAGGUAGCUGCUACCCAUCCUCCUCAUAUCAUCCUGAUCCAGGACUUUGAACCCCUAAGACUAGCCAAAAAGAAACACUAUGUUCCUUAUCAAUCAGCUCUCAAGAUUCAAAAAAGAACAGGUUCAAAUAAACCUCAAGGUAGACCUUUCAAUUCAAAUUUAAAUGCAAGAUUCUUAUUAUUCAGCAACAUCAAUGAUUUGAUUUUGAACUUGUUAAACAUUAAAGAAUUGAAAAUUGGUCAUUUAGGUUCAAAUAAUUUUGAUUUAUCUACAAAUAAUAUGACAAUUCAACCAAUUUGUCAAUCUUCUGAUCAAUUAACUUCAACUCAUCAAUUGAAAUCAAUUUCAUUUGAAAAAUUUAAUGAUCAUUCGUCUAAAUUUGAGAUUUAUAAUGAACUUUGUAAAAUCUUUAAUGUUAAAGAAUUAUCAUUUAUUAAAACUAUUAGAAAUAAUAAAGGGAAAUUAAUCAAAUUUGAAAUAAUGUCAUUUAUUAAUUCAAAUGAAUUAAACAUUGAUUUCAUCAAAAAAUUCAUAACUUAUCCAAGAUAUAAAUCUAAAAUGAAGAUUUUUUUAAUUAACCAAAAAUUCGACCAAAAUAUUUGGUUUUAUAAUGAUUUAAGAAUGUUGAUUUGGGAUAUCAAUAAUUUGAAAAUUGAAAACACAAAUAUUUUAAUCAGUACAGAGAUUUUGAAGUGA